CAAGGCUGUGGUCAUGUGUGCUCGCUGGCUCCUGCUUUUGGCCUUGGCCUCUGUGGCCUGCUGUCAGACUGUGGAGGACAGAGCAAGGGAAUUCCUCAACAAAUUUGAUGAAGAGGCAUCUGACAUCAUGUACCAGUACACCCUUGCAUCCUGGGCCUACAACACAGAUAUCUCCCAGGAAAAUGCAGAUAAAGAGGCAGAGGCAUAUGCAAUCUGGAGCGAGUACUACAACAAGAUGUCAGAAGAGUCUAAUGCCUACCCCAUAGACCAAAUAUCGGAUCCAAUCAUUAAAAUGCAGCUCCAGAAGCUUCAAGAUAAAGGAUCUGGGGCCCUUUCACCUGACAAAGCUAGUGAACUGAGAAAUAUCAUGUCAGAGAUGAGCACUAUUUACAACACGGCGACUGUGUGCAAAAUAGACGACCCCACCGAUUGUCAGACUUUGGAGCCAGGCCUAGAGAGUAUCAUGGCAGAGAGCAGAGACUAUGAUGAGCGUCUGCAUGUAUGGGAAGGCUGGAGAGUGGCCACAGGGAUGAAGAUGAGACCCUUGUAUGAAAAAUACGUCGACCUGAAGAAUGAAGCUGCCAAGCUCAACAACUACGAAGACCAUGGAGAUUAUUGGAGGGGAGAUUAUGAAACUAUUGAUGAUCCCAAAUACAGUUACUCCCGAGACCAAGUUAUAGAAGACGCCAGGCGCAUUUACAAAGAGAUCUUACCACUGUACAAAGAGCUUCAUGCUUACGUGAGAGCAAAACUGCAAGACGUCUAUCCUGGUCACAUUGGCUCUGAUGCCUGUCUUCCAGCACAUUUGCUUGGUGAUAUGUGGGGACGGUUUUGGACCAACUUGUAUCCUCUCAUGAUCCCAUAUCCAGACAGGCCUGAUAUUGAUGUGAGCUCCGCAAUGGUGGAGCAGGGUUGGGAUGAAAUCCGUCUGUUUAAAGAGGCAGAAAAAUUCUUCAUGUCUGUAAACAUGCCUGCAAUGUUUGACAACUUCUGGAACAACUCAAUGUUUAUUAAACCUGAAGAAAGAGAUGUGGUUUGCCAUCCUACCGCAUGGGAUAUGGGAAACAGAAAGGACUUCAGAAUCAAAAUGUGCACUAAAGUGAACAUGGAUGAUUUCUUAACUGUCCACCAUGAGAUGGGGCACAACCAGUACCAAAUGGCUUACCGAAACCACCCAUACCUGCUGAGAGAUGGUGCCAAUGAGGGCUUCCAUGAGGCUGUUGGAGAGAUCAUGUCGCUUUCUGCUGCCACUCCGUCUCACCUGCAGUCACUGGGGCUUCUGCCUUCCGACUUCAAACAGGAUUAUGAGACAGAUAUUAACUUCCUGUUGAAGCAGGCUCUCACCAUAGUGGGCACUCUGCCCUUCACCUACAUGCUGGAGGAAUGGAGGUGGCAAGUCUUCAAAGCAAAAAUCCCCAAAGAUGAGUGGAUGCAGCAGUGGUGGCAGAUGAAGAGAGAACUUGUUGGAGUGGCCGAGGCUGUUCCCAGAGAUGAGACGUACUGUGACCCUCCAGCACUUUUCCACGUUUCUGGAGAUUACUCUUUCAUUAGGUACUUCACUAGAACCAUAUAUCAGUUCCAGUUUCAAGAGGCAUUAUGUAAGGCAGCUGGCCACACCGGUCCCCUUUACAAAUGUGACAUUACAAACUCAACCAAAGCUGGUGACAAACUCAGGCAUAUGCUUGAGUUAGGCCGAUCCAUGUCUUGGACUCGUGCUUUGGAAGAAGUUGCAGGAACCACAAAGAUGGACUCACAGCCACUGCUACAUUACUUCAGUACUCUCAUGGAGUGGUUGAAGGAGGAAAACCAGAAGAACAACAGAGUUCCUGGCUGGAACGUCAAUGUUAACCCUGGUGUACUUACAUCAUCUUUUAUAAAUGAUGCAGAAAUUUCAGAAAAUGCCUUCAAAGUCAGAAUAAGCCUUAAAUCUGCCCUGGGAAAUGAAGCAUACACCUGGAACGCAAAUGACAUUUAUCUCUUUAAGUCCACUAUGGCCUUUGCCAUGCGCCAGUACUACUUGAAAGAAAAGAACACAGAUGUAAAUUUCACGCCAGAGAAUAUCCACACGUACAAUGAAACCGCCAGAAUAUCCUUUAAAUUUGCUGUGAUGGAUCCAACCAAAACAGGCACAGUUAUUCCAAAGGCAGAAGUAGAGAAUGCUAUCUGGCAGGAGAGAGAUCGCAUCAAUGGUGCAUUUCUACUAAGUGACGAAACUCUGGAAUUUGUUGGUCUGAUGGCAACAUUAGCACCACCAAAAGAGGAAAAAAUCACAAUUUGGCUGGUGGUGUUUGGGGUAGUAAUGGGAGUGACUGUCCUUGCGGGGAUCUACCUCGUUACCACAGGGAUAUUAAAUAGGAAGAAGGAAAGCUAAGAAGGCUAAGGAGGCCUCAGUUGAGAACCCAUACGAUGGAUCAGAUGAUGGUGAAGUGAACAAAGCCUUUGAGGAAGACAUUGAACAAACAGGACUGUAAACAAAUAUGCUUUCAGAAAAAAAAAAUCAGAAAGGUUCCACAUCAUUGCAUGAUUUUGUUUUUUAAAACAAUGAACAGACGUCUUUUUCGUGUGUCUUUACAAAUAUUUAUUUGAAUGCAUGAUAUAGGAAAGAUAUAUAGUAUGAACACAUAAUAAUAAGAUACAAUUACUGUAACUAUGAAAAUAGAAAUUGCAAGCUUAUACAUACGGUACCAAUGUAAAUAGGGGUUAAUAUUGUAAAGCAGUUAUAUGUUUUUCUAAGAGGUUUGAUUAAAUACUACAACAAUAUAACCAGUGUUUCCUACAUUAUAAUUAAAAGUAGCUCAAUGUAAUAGUGUGAAAGGAAACAGUGACACCUUCUAAAUAAAAUCCUAAAUAUGACUUAA
Danio rerio (zebrafish) is the source of this 2858-nucleotide messenger RNA. RefSeq names its product angiotensin converting enzyme 2 (gene ace2). Gene Ontology annotation, cellular component: cilium; extracellular region; plasma membrane. The record is from RefSeq and is marked validated. Gene Ontology annotation, molecular function: metallopeptidase activity; peptidyl-dipeptidase activity. Gene Ontology annotation, biological process: proteolysis. Lineage: Eukaryota; Metazoa; Chordata; Actinopteri; Cypriniformes; Danionidae.